Condylura cristata (star-nosed mole) is the source of this 905-nucleotide messenger RNA. RefSeq names its product mesenchyme homeobox 1 (gene MEOX1). Gene Ontology annotation, biological process: positive regulation of transcription by RNA polymerase II. The coding region runs from base 20 to 784 and encodes 254 amino acids. Gene Ontology annotation, cellular component: nucleus. The record is from RefSeq and is a predicted model, not a curated record. Gene Ontology annotation, molecular function: DNA-binding transcription factor activity, RNA polymerase II-specific; RNA polymerase II cis-regulatory region sequence-specific DNA binding. The transcript is spliced from 3 exons. Lineage: Eukaryota; Metazoa; Chordata; Mammalia; Eulipotyphla; Talpidae.
CAGGCUGCAGCGACGGCAGAUGGAUCCCGGGGCCAGCAGCUGCCUGAGGAGCCCACACCCCCCAGCCCCUGUCUGGGGCUGCCUUCGAAACCCCCACUCCGAAGGCAGUGGGACGUCAGGGGUACCCCACUACCCGCCAACCCCCUUCUCCUUCCACCAGAAACCAGACUUCCCGGCAACAGCGACGGCAGCGUACCCCACCUUCUCGGCCUCCUGCCUGGCGGCCACCCCACACAGCCUGCCCCAGGAGGAGCACGUCUAUACUGAGCAGCACCCCGCCUUCCCUCAGCCUCCCGACUGGCACUUCCCUGUCUUGGAGGCCCGGCGCAGGCUCAACCCAGGCCCAGCUGGGGGCUCCAGGGAGAUGGGGGCCGGCAGCCCAGGCCUGGUAGACAGCACAGGAGGCCCAGGUGAGGACUACGAGGUCCUUGGGAGCACUGCUAACGAGACGGAGAAAAAGUCAACCCGACGGAAAAAGGAGAUUUCAGACAACCAGGAGAACCGAGGGAAGCCGGAGGGCGGCGGCAAGGCCCGCAAGGAGAGGACAGCUUUCACCAAGGAGCAGCUGCGGGAGUUGGAGGCUGAAUUCGCCCACCACAACUACCUGACCCGGCUCCGGAGAUACGAGAUCGCGGUCAACCUGGACCUCUCCGAGCGCCAGGUCAAAGUGUGGUUCCAGAACCGGAGGAUGAAGUGGAAGCGCGUGAAGGGGGGUCAGCCCAUCUCCCCCCGUGGGCCAGACCCCGAGGACGGGGACUCUGCAGCCUCUCCCAGUUCAGAGUGAGACUCUCCAGAGAGAAAAAGAGACUGAGGACUUCCUUCCUUCCCUACCUAACUCCCCCACCUUACCUCCCUCCCCUGCCCCCUUCCCUGGGCAGCCGCUUCCACGCCCCACAGUGACUUGG